AUUUAGCAGACGACAGAAGAAGCGAACUAUUGCUCGCACCCUAACUCGACUACUCUGCAGCGCACCAAGGAAUCGGAUGGGCCAGUAGUUUCACCUUCCCCAAAGUAAGGAUAAAAGUUUUCUUGAUUGUAAUAUCUGUCUGCUUGUUAAGGAUUAUAAUUCCCAACAUUGUUAAGGUUAUAAAAAGUAUAGCUCAUUCGUCGAAUGCUGGAUGUGGAAAUUACUGAUCACGGGCUUACAAAAAGACACCUGUCGACAUGACAAUAAAACGCCUUUGUAAUGAAAUGUUUGUCAUUGUAUGCUUUCUUCCCUCCAAUAAAUGAAAAUGCUCUUACAAUAUAAGCCAAGACUGAAUUCUUGAUCACCCUCUAUUUAUUGGAUUUGUAUCAUCUAACAACGACAUGGAAUUUACCUUCAGAGUAUAUCGAUGGAUAAAUCUGAGUUUAAUUGCUUCGAUCACGAUAUGUUCUUUGAUCUCGACAUCAAGUGGGGUGUCGAGGAGCGAUAGGGAAGUUCUUCGUAUGGAUGGAGAUUUGAUAAUUGGAACUUUGUUUUCGGUUCACGCUCCACCACCUACCGAGGUGGAAGCUACAGCACGACAGUGUGGUAGGGUACGGGAACAGUAUGGGAUCCAUCGAGUUGAAGUCAUGCUUCAUACCUUAGAGAAGAUCAACAAAGACCCGGCAAUCCUUCCUGAAGUGACUUUAGGCUGUGAGAUCAGAGAUUCUUGUUGGUAUUCAUCCGUAGCCCUUGAGCAGAGUCUUCAAUUUAUAAGUGAUAAUCUAGAGUCUGAGAGGUCGAGUAAGAAAGCUACCAAUCCAGAAUGCAGUGGGUCUCAAGAUGUCUCUAGGAAACAAAUCACAGCAGUGAUAGGACCAGGAUCUAGUGAAGUAGCGAUCCAGGUCCAAAAUCUACUUCAGCUCUUCAAUAUACCACAGGUAGCCUACUCUGCAACCAGUCGUGACCUCAGUGAUAAGACGCUCUACGAAUACUUCUUAAGAGUUUGUCCAUCUGAUACACUACAAGCACAAGCUAUGGUGGAUAUUGUACUGAGAUAUAACUGGACAUACGUUUCUGUGGUGCAUACAAUAGGUAAGUAAACAUUUUUUUUGCAAUCGUAAAUACCCUUCUUCUUUUAUUUCAAGAAAUCUUCUAAAAUAUUUCCCAAAAUAAUAUUCAACUCAUGCAACGCACAUCCCCAUUUAAUUACAUAAUUUUUUUUUCAUUAUUUCAAAUGUAUCA
Messenger RNA from Lytechinus variegatus (green sea urchin), 1242 nucleotides. Its product is annotated as metabotropic glutamate receptor 1-like. The record is from RefSeq and is a predicted model, not a curated record. NCBI's taxonomy places the organism in Eukaryota, Metazoa, Echinodermata, Echinoidea, Temnopleuroida, Toxopneustidae. Gene Ontology annotation, biological process: regulation of synaptic transmission, glutamatergic; G protein-coupled glutamate receptor signaling pathway. The transcript has a single exon. The coding region runs from base 402 to 1100 and encodes 232 amino acids. Gene Ontology annotation, cellular component: postsynaptic density membrane. Gene Ontology annotation, molecular function: G protein-coupled receptor activity involved in regulation of postsynaptic membrane potential; adenylate cyclase inhibiting G protein-coupled glutamate receptor activity.